AUGUCCGUUGUGGAGGAAUUGCCUUUGGACAGCGAGGGGGUGUCCCCCCCAGCCGUUGAGGUAUCAUCGGAGGCUGAGCGGGCUGUUGACGUAGUGCUGUGUGAGAGGCUGAAGAAGGACGGCAACGAGCUCUUCACCAGUGGUGAGGUGGCAGAGGCGCUCAAGUUGUACCGAGAGGCGCUGAAGGUGGCGCCCAUCAAGCCUGUGCCGAAGAGAAAGGAUGCCAAGCGUGACACGGCAACGGGUGCAGCCGUAGAGACGACGACGCCCACUCCAGCGACUGACGGCGAAAAGAUGGGCGAUGAGAGCGCCGAGGUUCAGGAGACCGACGAUGAUGUGGACUACACGCUCACUUCACAAGUGUACUGCAAUACCGGAUUGUGCCUGUCGAAGUUGGAGAUGCACGAGGAUGCCGUGGAUAACCUCACGGAGGCAAUACGGCAUAACAGGCAGUACACAAAGGCGUAUGUGCGUCGGGCGGAGUGCUAUUACGUGCUGGGAAAAUGGUCCAACGCGUACGGGGACUACGAGGAGUAUGAGAAGCUGGGUGGCACGUUGGAUGCCGCUGGCCGAGCUCACAAGGUGGAAGCUAAAGCGAAGGUGGAUGAGGAGAUGCAGAAGAUGUUAGGUGACUUGAAGAACCUGGGCAAUCGCUUCCUCAACUAUUUCGGGCUCUCCACUGACAACUUUAAGUUCGACAAGGACCCAGGCACGGGAGGUUAUUCAAUGCGAUUUGAGAAGUGA
Trypanosoma grayi is the source of this 744-nucleotide messenger RNA. Its product is annotated as TPR protein. The transcript has a single exon. Bases 1 to 744 code for a protein of 247 amino acids. The record is from RefSeq and is a predicted model, not a curated record. Lineage: Eukaryota; Euglenozoa; Kinetoplastea; Trypanosomatida; Trypanosomatidae. Gene Ontology annotation, molecular function: protein binding.